UCACUCGAGGCCUAUCUCGAAUAUGCCGUAAAACACAAAUAUAACAAUCACUAUUAAUGUAGAAUAAAAGCAUCAUGCCAUCCAUGACGUGAUUGUGGAAGGUAUGCCAGCAGGAAUUAUCACAGACCGGACGAAUCAAUCGGCGCUCCGCUCCCAGCUUCAUCGAGGGACUCCCGCUAAAUUAACGAGCGUCACCACCUUGCCCGCCGGCCCCGCUAAGGCGCGGAUAAGCGUUUUAGCACGCGGUUAACAUCCCGUAAAACAUGCAACAAAGACCAUUUUAAAAUGUUUCAUAAUGGUCGUAUGGGGUUAGAGUAUGAAAACUUCAGAAACGAACACAACACCGCAACAUUAACCCCCUUCGGGCCUACGCUAGCUGACGCGGACGCCCGCCGCGUGCGCACGCACGCGGGUGCUAUUUGUAGGUGACAUCCGCCGCACGCGUCCGCUUCAGUUAGCGUUGCUCAUACUAUUUUUCGUUAACCCGCUCGUCCGCUCCGUGCACCCGCGUCAGCUAGCGUAGGCCCUUAUCCGUAAAAGAAAACUACCGACCACAACCGUCAGACGGACCUAUAUAAAUAGGCUCUGGUAGAGAUCUAAAAGUUUGAUGUUUUAGAAACACUACACGCACGACGACAUACAUUUUUAAAUUAAUAUUAAUUUAUAGUAAUGAGAUAUUGACCAAAAAAAAUUUUGGUACAAGCUUUUUUUAUCGCUGACUGUAAUUUUCUUUCUACAGGCAACUAAUACUCAUAGAGUCAAUUCUAACAACCCCAAACACAAUUGGUUGCAUUAUUGUUUUAUCACAGAGUACCCAUGGCCACCUUCUGUUGUCAUCAUUAGAUCAGCUCAAUGUCAUCAUAAUAUUGCGUUGUCAUCCGAUUUACAUAUUUAUCUCAGCUCAAUCGGGAAGUGGGUCAAAUUUAUUUAACUUUCAAGAUUUAACCCACACUAACAUACAUAUUAACAGGGCAAGUUAAAUAAAAGCUUGUAAAAAGUGCAAAAUGAGCGAAAGGUUUAAGUACUUAAGUUUGUUUUGAUAAAGAGUCCCCGCCCCUGUUCCAUUGCCGGCCCGAUCUUAAGAAUCAAAAAAUAUCCUGAUUAUAGCGAAUUGAAAGAUUAAACAAACUACAUAUGAAAGAAAAACCAUGACUUGCAAUUUCCUGCAAGUAGUCUCUAUUAUUAACAUGAGUACGUUAAAGGAUGUCACCACCGCAUUGCAGGGGCGUAAAUUGUAGGGUCAACGUCAACGCAAUCGUGCGAUACGUUGCUCGCUGCGUCAAGUCGCUCGGGUGGCGCGGGUUACGACAUUACUGAAAAACGUAACCGCCCCACUGCUCAGGCUGCAUGCUACUAGGGCUGGACAGCCUGUUCAUUGAUAGUCUGGUCGCGAUGAACGCCGCGCGGUGCUAUACGGCGAUGCCGGGGCCCAAGCCCCUCCCUCUCUUUGGGAAUUCUUGGCGAUUCGCUUUAGGACAAAAACCAUGGCAAACAAAAGCUUUGGACAUCACGUUGUGGACUUUGAGAUCUUUAGCUGGUGACAGAGGAGCCGCUAAAGUGGCUAAGCUAUUCGGACAUCCGGACUUGGUAUUCCCAUUUUGCGCCGACGAAACCGCGCGAGUUUACAGGCGAGAAGAUUCAAUGCCCUACAGAGCUGUAGCGCCGUGUCUUAGGCAUUACAAGAAUGAACUAAGAAAGGAUUUUUUCGGUGAACAGCCGGGGUUAAUAGGAGUGCACGGAGAGCCGUGGUCCCGGUUCCGCUCGAAGGUGGCGAAGGCACUGGCGGCGCCGGAAGCCGCCCGAGCCGCGGUACCGGCUCUGGAUUAUGUCGCCGACGACUUCGUGAAAAGAAUGGAAUGCAUCGUCGAUGAAAACCGGGAACUACCUACAGACUUCCUGAGCGAAUUGUACAAAUGGGCGCUUGAAUCGGUCGGAGCCUGGGCUUUAGGCACUAGGUUAGGUUGUCUCAGCGACGAUGAUAAAGAAGCGAAAGAAAUAAUAAGAUGCAUACACGGAUUCUUUCACAGCGUUCCUAUCUUAGAACUAUCUGCCCCAGUAUGGAGGUUAUUCUCCACCCCGGCUUAUAAAACUUAUGUUGAAGCUCUGGACGCCUUUCGGUCACUCUGUUUGAAAAGACUGACUGACAAAGGCGUAUGCGCUCAAGUAGCGGCGAAAUGUGGCGAAAAAAUAGCUACAAUUUUAGCAUUGGAUUUACUAUUGGUUGGCGUCGAUACAACGGCGGCCGCGGCUGCCAGUACCAUGUAUCUUUUGGCGAAUAACGCAAGAACUCAGAGAAGGCUGCAAGAUGAAUUGGAUACAAAUCUACCGACAGAUAGAGUUCUAACGAGCAAAGAUUUGGACCAACUUCCGUAUCUCCGGGCGUGUAUUAAAGAAGCUUUGCGAAUCAAACCCGUUAUAUUGGGCAACGGACGGUGUAUACAGUCAGACGCCGUAAUCUCUGGAUAUGAAGUACCUAAAGGGUGUCAUGUCGUUUUUCUGCAUUAUAUCCUGUCGAAUGAAGAGCGCUACUUCCCGUCGCCACAGGAAUACGUUCCCGAAAGGUGGCUGAGAGAUGACGUCAAGGACAAAACCACCGCAAGUAUCGACAAAAGGUGUCCCGCCACUGGAACUGGCCACGAUAAGAGAGGGGAGCAAGAUUCAGUGUGCGAACAUGAUAAGAUUCAGAAAGUGUGGAGAAAGCAGAAAGAAGUCGGGAUUCACCCUUUUGCAUCUCUGCCGUUCGGUUUCGGCCGAAGGAUGUGCAUCGGUAAAAGAUUUGCAGAAGCUGAAUUGCAGUUAUUAUUGGCAAAGACUUUUCACCGCUAUGAAGUCUCAUGGCGCUACGGAGAGCUGACGUACAGCGUGACUCCAACGUAUGUGCCUAACGAGCCACUUCAGUUCACUAUCAGGCCCAGAAAAGAGCCGCUUAAAGAAUAGAUCAUAUAUCUUUUACGCAGAGUAACGCUGAAUGUUUCUCUACAAAAGAUUCAAGGUCAUUGAAUGUCUAAUUAUAUUAUAUAAUAGUUUUAACGUAUAUAAAAGAGGCUAGACACAAGGUAUAAUAGGAUAGAGAAGUUCAUAAAAUUACCCCAACCCAUAAUCCUAAGGCACAAAUUAAUGUUUAAGCCACCUGACUGGAAUUAAUUUCGACUGACGUAAAAUGUUGCAUUAGUUAUAGACACCAAUUUUAAUGGAGGCUUUGUUAUAGAAAUAGAAUCUAAGAAAUUCUAGAAUAUAUCACUGUUGUUAAAUAACUAAUUAGUAACCCAAUGAAAUCGAGCUUGCAUCAAGCUUAUAAAUAAAAUCGAUACCUUAUACGAGUGUGCACGAGUGGACAUACUUGUGUGUGUAGUGUAGAAGUACAUUAGUAAGUUUAUCUAAAUCGAUGAUUCACCGUUUCAUUAAAAGCUGAUAAUAAAGCCGGCCGAUACUCUCGUUUAUCGAUUGCUGGGGAGAGCACAAUAAUUGAUUCAAAAGAUAUUGAGCUUACUAUUUAUGUCAAAAUCUGUGACUGUGACUGAAUCCUUUUUAUAUUAUACAUGAAUUUUGUGCUGAUUACUCUGCGUGUGUCCUCAGUAUUCUGUAUUCAUUUUACAUUGUAUCUCAUAGUUUUCUAAGAAUCUUAAUAUGAAUUGCAUUAUACUCGUUAUUUCCUUUUUAAAAGCAUUAUUUUCAGUAGAAAGAGUUGCAAACGCUUUAUGUUGACAGUCAAGUUAGCUGUGUAGUGCAAAAUAUAAAAGCUCAAAUAAAGUUGUAGCGGCAGCGACAAAAUAUAUUUUAAUAUUAAAAAAUGUCGGAGCCGAGCGGAAUUCGGCCGGUCAACAUGAUGAUUUCAUAUUAGACGUUUAUAUAUUACAAAAGUAUCAAACCAUUACGCAGAACUCGCAAAGUUUUCAUGUCAAAUGCUACGUCAAGUAUCCUAUGGGAUAUUUAUGCAUCAUCACUGUCAAGUAGGUGGAAACUUGGCGUGGCCGGAGUCUACCUGCGGUGCGUUUGCAUCGUAAUGGGGUACAUGUUUUACACAAAACGCCUAUAGAUAGACAAUAAAAUUGAACUAGCAACGGGU
This is a messenger RNA of Cydia pomonella (codling moth), 4066 nucleotides long. RefSeq names its product probable cytochrome P450 49a1. The record is from RefSeq and is a predicted model, not a curated record. Bases 1348 to 2937 code for a protein of 529 amino acids. NCBI's taxonomy places the organism in Eukaryota, Metazoa, Arthropoda, Insecta, Lepidoptera, Tortricidae. The transcript has 7 exons. Gene Ontology annotation, molecular function: monooxygenase activity; heme binding; iron ion binding.